AUGUCUGACGGAACGUUCCAUAGGGCGGCGAGAGAUGGGUACCUGGAUCCCCUCCGCCGGGCCACCAGGAAGGAUCUAAACACGGCGGACGAGGACGGAAUGACACCGACCAUGUGGGCUGCCUCCUAUGGUAAUCUAGCUGCCCUCAGGAUGAUUGUUGGUCGAGGGGGUGACCCAGACAAGAUGGACCUGAUGGGAUUCACGUCUCUUCAUCACUCCUGCAAAAGUGGACACAUCAACGUUGCCUCCUUCCUGAUCAAUUAUGGUGCUAAUAUCUGGGCCAUGGACAACGAUUACAAAACAUCUCAGGAUAUAGCUUCUCUUUGGGACAAGACGGAGAUUAUUAAGUUACUGGACGAUGCUAAAUCACAACAACAGCAACUCAACCCAAGUGUUGUUAAAAAACUCUGUGCGAAAGCCUUCGAGGACGCGGAUAGAAACGGUAAGAGACAAGACAGACGUAACAAAGAAGCACAAAAAAUCGCAGAGAAGGAAGAUUCUAAACGCUUAAGACAAAUUGAUCAUGAUUUCAAGCCACCUUCCAAAAUGAAUGUGUUUAAGACAUUGACAAUGAAGCUCCGGUCUACUAAUCGCAAAUACAUAGGAAACGAUUGCACAAGCGUGCAAACAUUUUCUGACAUAGCGAUUGGUACGAAAUCGAGGGGGACAAAAAAGAAAAUUUUACAAAAACAAAACAUCGGUAUUGAUUCGCAGUCAGUGAUGGAUUUUAAAACUAGCGAGUUCGAUGGUGAAGGCAAUAGAACAUUGAGGUCUAUGAAAGGUACAAAUGGCUUCCGAAAGAACUCUGAUGUUAUGUAUCUUACUACCAAAGAGUCUGAUAAUGGUGUUACGGCUUCCGGAACCAGACCAGCUUUGGCAAACGUGUUUAGUCUUCCAAAACAAAACAAAUGGAAAAGUGAGUCCGAUCUCAUUGACUCUGGCACCGGCUCAAUUGAUUCAACAAACGUUAACGAAGAAGAUUCAGACAAUCCGGGAAUGUUUAGGAACGCCCUGGGAACCUUGUCCUUCUUACACACUCGUCAAGGCCUAACUGGAACUCUCAAUGGAUUCACAAAGGCUUCCUCGUACGACUUCCUGGACGAAAUUGAAAACGACAUAGACAUCGAAGACGAACGAUCAAAGGACAGCAACCGCAACAGCACAGGGACUGACAGCAUCGGUACGACGACGAGUUUAGAGGAACGUCUCCAAGGCCCGGUGCCAUGGAAGGACGAUGACGACCUUUUCAGUGACGACGACGAAGAAGAUGAAUCAGAGUUCUCUCCCUUAGUUCGGUUCUUGGAAUCUUGUGGACUGAGUAACUACACUUACAUUUUCACAAACGAGGACACGGAUUUAGAUGCUUUAAUGUUACUCACAGACGAUGAUUUCACCAGGUUAGGGCUACGACUUGGACCUCAGAGAAAACUCAAAGAAGCGAUUAAAAAGAGAAAAGAAGCACUUGAAAGUCCAUCUGUGUUGAUUGACAGUCAUCUGUAG
Messenger RNA from Ylistrum balloti, 1500 nucleotides. Its product is annotated as pre-mRNA splicing regulator USH1G-like. The transcript has 2 exons. Gene Ontology annotation, molecular function: protein binding. The record is from RefSeq and is a predicted model, not a curated record. The coding region runs from base 1 to 1500 and encodes 499 amino acids. NCBI's taxonomy places the organism in Eukaryota, Metazoa, Mollusca, Bivalvia, Pectinida, Pectinidae.